AUGGACCAAGUUACGCCUCUUCAUCUUGCCUCCGCGGCAACAGCACAGACUAUCGUCCAAAACAUCACAUUCAUGAGCGCCAGCUUCAAACUUGCUGCCAACAUGUAUAUUCCCACAGAUGCCCCUGAAGGACGACUCCCCGCCAUCGCCGUGUCUCAUCCCGCCAGCGGUGUCAAGGAGCAGACGGCUGCCAUCUACGCCAGUCGUCUUGCCCAAGGAGGUUUCAUCACCCUAGCCUGGGAUGCUGCCUAUAAUGGAGAGAGCGAAGGCCAGCCUCGGGGCCUUGAAGACCCUGCCCAGAGAGUCGAAGACAUCAAAUCUGCCGUCACGUUUCUCAGCAACCAUGAGCGCGUUGACCCCGACCGCAUCGGCAUCUUGGGUAUCUGCGCCUCCGGCGGCUAUGUAACCGUCGCCGCGGCCGUGGAUAGACGCAUCAGGGCAGCUGCCACUGUUAGCGGUGCUGAUGUCGGCCCAUUCUUUCGCAAAGGCUUCGACGGGAAACAAGACUCCUCGGUGGGAGAGAAUAUGCUACGAGAAGCUGCCAAGGCACGAACCGCAGCUGGAAACAACCCUGGAGAGAUAUCCGCGUUUCCCAUCUUCCCACCCAACGCGUCCGCUGCAGAGGCUCUGGGGCCGUAUGUUUACGAGGGCUGGGAGUAUUAUAACACUCCUCGCGGCUUUCACCCUCGCUCGGCAAAGGUCAUGCCAUGGAGUAGCAUUGAUAAGAUCUUUGCGUUUGAUGGUUUCACAUACGUGGACAAGAUUUCUCCACGGCCCAUCUUGAUGGUUGUCGGCACCCAAGCAGAGACCAAAUGGAUGGCAGAGGACGCGUAUCGUCAGGCAAAGGAGCCAAAGGAGAUUUUCUGGGUCGAAGGGGCGACUCACGUCGGGCUGUAUGACAAGCCUGAAUAUGUUACGCCUGCGGUCGCACGCCUGAUCCCAUACUUUCAAGAGCAUCUGGCAAUUGAUCAGCAGCAGGUGGCAUAA
Molecule: messenger RNA, 987 nt
Organism: Trichoderma reesei QM6a
Lineage: Eukaryota; Fungi; Ascomycota; Sordariomycetes; Hypocreales; Hypocreaceae
Exons: 1
Coding region: 1-987 (328 amino acids)
Molecular function (GO): hydrolase activity
Source: RefSeq, a predicted model, not a curated record